AUGGCGUGCUUGUCUCUCUAUACGACGCAAAUUCUUCCGCAAAUUGGGAUCGAUUCUCACUUUACCUUGGUUUCUAUGUCCGAGCCGGUCCAUUCAGAAGGGUGCCACCUUCGCUUUGCAACAGUCGAGGUAAUUCCACGGGACAUCGUUCUCAGGCUCGAAGCACUCCAUGACGGUGUGGCGGAGGCUGAAUCGGUAAUCUCGACAUCUAGACCCGUCCACCGAUACCUAGGGCGAGAAGACUCCUACAAAUCAGCCAUUGUACCCUUGAAGUUGGAGCUUUUCUUAACGGUGUCUGUGCCCGGAGGGAUUUUGGGGCCUGACACGCAAUGGCUUGAGCAAGAAAGCACCAACGAUUACCAUACAAGUCCCUAUAUAGAAUCCCAGAAGCGUAUCCUCGGUAUUUCUGCGGUUUAUGUCACAAAGGCACGGUUAGGAUCUAUUCCUGUCCCAUGCGUCUUUUCGCUGUACACCGGCCAGACAGCAAUCAACGAACGUCGCAUCUCAAACUUGCGAGAAGAAAAACAUCUCACAAAGGCAGUCUGCGCCACUAAGCCAUGUGGCGUGUGCACUCCAUCAACAAAUGAUCUGGCAAACGGACUCCCGACGUACAAACACACGUACUAUGAACUCCGUAUGUGCCUAGCAGACGGGAGUGCUCCGCCUUGCGUCGCAUUGGCUUUCACAAAAUAG
This is a messenger RNA of Coccidioides immitis RS, 693 nucleotides long. RefSeq lists its product as uncharacterized. The transcript is spliced from 3 exons. The record is from RefSeq and is a predicted model, not a curated record. The coding region runs from base 1 to 693 and encodes 230 amino acids. NCBI's taxonomy places the organism in Eukaryota, Fungi, Ascomycota, Eurotiomycetes, Onygenales, Onygenaceae.